Messenger RNA from Cinara cedri, 4911 nucleotides. Lineage: Eukaryota; Metazoa; Arthropoda; Insecta; Hemiptera; Aphididae. The record is from the annotation of a GenBank genome assembly.
CCCUGGCCUGCUGGCCUAUUCGUUAAUCCGCACGAACAAAAUGUAAAAUGUGGAACAAAAGCAUUGUGGAAAAAGUAUUUAGUGGAACAAAAUGUGGUGAUCCUAAAAGAUCAUGCUUUCUAGAUUUGAAAUCCUAAUCAUAAUGAUCUGAUAACCUAAAAAUGUAAUAUACAUUAUUGAUAACUGGAAAUGCCAAGUGGAUACUGUAUUACUGUAUUACUAUAUGUCUGUGUAUGAUAUUGAUUUUACCCUAUUCUGGUUAUACUUUUAUGUUGUACUUUAACAUUUAAAUUUAAGUAUUUUGUUUAUUGUAUUAGUUUCAUAUAUUUGUGUGAAAAUGUCUCUGCUGGUAGAACUAGACGAAUCCGAGUUAUUGAACGCAAAGAAUUCGUGGAUUUCUAAGUCCUGCCUAAAAGACCCCAAUCAAGUUUAUAGCCAACCAGUGUAAGUAUAAUAUUAUUUAAUUAUUUUGUAUCUACUUAAAAAUUAAUUUUUUAUUUUUAUAUGAAAAACUGAUGUACCUACCUAUGUAUGGUAAAUUAAAUUAAGUAUAAUUACUUCAGGUACUUCAGGUAUCAUCAAUUAUAUUUAUUUACAAAUUCUAAAUUGUUAUUUAAUAUCUCAUAUGUAAGUAAUUUCUUUAUAAUAUGUGAAUUGGUUUGAAAAAUUAAUCCAAUACAAUACAAUAUUUUACAAAUACCUAUUAAAUUAUUGUUUUUUUUUUUGUAUUUACUUUUUAAAUAUAUAUGUAUUGUUUUAUAUAGAUUACCAGUUAAAGGCGAAAAGAACAUUUUAAUAACAUCAGCACUUCCUUAUGUGAAUAACGUUCCACAUCUUGGAAACAUCAUUGGUUGUGUAUUAUCUGCCGAUGUUUUUGCAAGGUAAUUUAUUGAAUAUUAUCACCAAGUGUUUAUUAUAUAAUUGUAAUUAAGUAUGUAUUUAAAAUUCCAUUAAGUUAACCUAUUUCAAUAUUUUUAAAUUUAUGUACAUUAUAUUCACGUAUUUUAAUUUUUAAAUAUUUUCUUUAUGUUCAUAAUAUUCAUAAUAUACACUUAUGUGUAUUAAUUCAUUUUUAAAACUGAGUUAGUAUAAGCUAUAAUAAAUAAAUGUUAAAGCAAAAGGUGAUUUAAUAUAUUUACUGUAUGCAACGAUAAAUUAAAUCUCAAACAAAAAAAAAAAAACAAUUUUGAGCGAAGUAGUAUUAGUCAUGUUUUUCCCCUUUUACUCAGGUAAUCUAGAAAUCAAUACAAAUUAAACAACAAAAUUUUCUUUUUUCUCAAUCAUUAAGAAAAUUAAAAGGAAACAAAAAAGGGUGUCUCCAAUGGAACAAUCUAAAGAAAUAUUACAUCUGCUGCAUUUAAUGAUAAAAACAAGAUUUCAGGUAGAAAAGUUGUUUGAAGACUGAAAAAUAAAAUAAAAACUGAUCAGAAUCUCAAAUAAUUCAUUAGAUUAAAUUUAAAUUUAUUGUUAAAAAAGAUAAACUAAUAAAUUGGGUAUUUUCAUUUUAUUCAAUAGAUAUUGUCGACUGCGUGGCUGGAACACGCUUUACAUUAGUGGAACUGAUGAAUAUGGUACAGCAACUGAAACAAAAGCUUUAGAAGAAAAGUUAACACCACAACAGAUCUGUGAUAAAUAUUUUAAAACUCAUAGUGAAAUUUAUAAAUGGUUUAAUAUUAAUUUUGAUCAUUUUGGUAGAACCACAUCAUCAAAACAAACUGAGUAAAACAUAGUUAUAUAAUUCUAGUACAAUAUAAUUCAAAUUAGGUUUCAACUUAAUUAAUUGUUUUAUGUUUAAUUUAGAAUUGUUCAAGAAAUAUUUAAGGAAGUACAUGAAAAUGGCUACACUACUACUGCGUCUAUGGAACAACUUUUAUGUGAGAAUUGUGAUCGGUCUGUAUUAAUAAUACAUUUGUAUAAUUAUAUCCUCGUUCAUAAUUUUAAUAGUAUUUUUUACAUUUCAGAUUUUUAGCUGAUCGAUUUGUAGAAGGAACGUGUCCUCUGUGUAGUUAUGAAGAUGCAAGAGGUGAUCAAUGUGAUGGUUGUGGCCAUUUAAUCAAUGCUACGGAGCUUAUAAAACCUAGGUGCAAAGUUUGUCAAAAAUCACCUGUAAUACGUAAUUCUCAGCAACUCUUUUUGAAUUUACCCAAAGUUGAAGCCAAGUUGAACAAUUGGGCUGAAAAGUCUGGUGAUGAUUGGUCUUAUAAUGCUAAAGUGAUAACUAAGUCUUGGAUGAAAGAUGGCUUGAAAGAAAGAUGUAUCACGAGGGACUUGAAAUGGGGAAUUCCUGUCCCACUCGAAGAUUUCAAAACAAAAGUGUGUCUUUAAAAUAUAAUAAUAUGUUCCCUAUUUAAUAUAAAUUUAAUAUGACGGAAUUUGUAGGUGUUUUAUGUUUGGUUUGAUGCACCAAUAGGUUAUAUGAGUAUGAGUGCUGUUUACACAUCAGAGUGGCGCAAGUGGUGGCAACCAGAAAAUGAUACUAAAAUUACUUACUAUCAGUUUAUGGCAAAAGAUAAUGUACCUUUUCAUUCUGUUAUGUUUCCUGCAUGUCUAUUUGCUACUGAACGCAACUAUACAAUGGUUAACCAUAUAAUGGCAACAGGUUUAUAUAUUUUUAAUGUUAAAUUUAAGAUAAUUUACUAAUGUUUGUGUAUAUUUUAUUUAUUAGAGUAUUUAAAUUAUGAAGAUGGUAAAUUUUCUAAAUCUCGUGGGAUUGGUGUUUUUGGAAAUGAUGCUCAAGAUACUGGAUUGCCUGCUGAUGUUUUUAGAUUUUAUUUACUGUUUGUCCGUCCAGAAUCUCAAGACAGUUCUUUUAGCUGGGCUGAUCUAGCCACUAAAAAUAAUUCCGAGUUAUUGAACAAUCUUGGUAACUUUUGCAAUAGGUAAGUAAAUUUCAAUUUAGUAUACAUACACACACAAGUAUUUUUACUUAAAUAUUAAAAUUAUAAUUUAAAUAAUGUAUGCAACUAAUAAUAUUAAUUUUAAAAAACCAAAUUCAGGGCAUUAUCAUUCUUAGAAAAGUUUUUUGAUUGUAUCAUUCCUGAAAUUCAAUUAGAAAAAGAUGAACUCACUUUAUUAGCUCUAGUAACAUCAGAUCUUCAAGAUUAUACAAGUGCAUUGGAUAAAGCUAAACUUCGAGAUGGUUUACGACUCGUACUUUCAAUUUCUCGUUAUGGUAAUCAAUACAUGCAGUCACAAAAGCCGUGGGUUUUAAUUAAAGGAUCAAAUGAAGAAAGGUAAUAAAAGAAAAAAAAUAUUUAAUUGUUUAUAUUAUAAUAUUAUUUACAUUUUUUUUUUUCAUGGUCCUUAGAAUUAGAGCAGGUACCGUUAUUGGGCUGAGUUGUAAUUUGGUUUGUUUACUUGCUAUUAUGUUACAACCUUAUAUGCCAGAAACUGCAAAUAUAAUUGGAAAACAGUUAAAUGUUGAUAUUUCGACAUUUUUAUUAAAUAACUUUGUGUCAACUUUCUUACCACCGAAACAUAAAAUUGGAAAAGUAUAGUUACCAUUAUUUGUUAAUCAAUGGUUAUUAAUUAUGUAUUAUAAUUGAUUUACUGUUUUAUUAUUAGCCUGCUCCAAUAUUUGAGAAAAUUGAUCAAUCGGUUGUAAAUCAAUUGAAGAGUCGUUUUGCUGGUAAACAGAAAACACCAGAAAAAGAAUUGACAGUUGUUGAUGGCUUAGAUCUUAAAGAAAUUAAAAGUAUAGAACAAAUGGAAGAAGCUAUUUCGAAACAAGUAUUCAUUAAUUUGUUUUAAAUAUAGUUUAAGACAGUGGUGUCACAAUCUUAAAAUAAUUUAGAAACAAAUAAUUUUUUUAUAACCACUACCCAAUCCAAUUCAGCUAUUUGUACAAUACCUGUAGUUGUUAUAAUUGCUAUAUAUACGUUUAGUAAUGUGUCUCUCUUAAUCAUUCAAAUUUCACAAAAAACCAUUGUUCACUACGCUACUAGUUUAAAAUUAAGAUGAUAAUUUUUAAAAAAACAAAAUGAAUAUUCCAUUUUGAUUUUUUAUUAGUUUUUAUUUGGUCUUUUGUGAAUCAUAAUGUUUCAAAACGUAUUUAACUAAAUCAGAAUUGUAUUUUAUUAGCAUUGAUUUAUCAUAGCAUAUAUAUAUAAAUUAAAUUACUCAACUUAUCCUCCCUCCCCAACUUACUCCAACCUACAACAGUGACACACUCAUUAGCAGUAUUAGUUUUAUUUUUUAAAAUAAUUGUAGGGUGAAUUAGUACGUUCAUUGAAACAAGGAGGCGCCCAAAAAAGUGAAUGGGAACCUUAUGUCAAAGCAUUAUUGGAAAUGAAGAAAAGUUUAGAACAAAUGAAAAUAAUAUCUACUCCAGUUUCUACAGAUGACUUAGAAGAAGAAAUUUCCAAACAAGUAAGUUAAAUAAAUACAUUAUUUAUAAUUUGGCCAAGUUUCAAUUUAAAAAAAAAAAAUAAUCAAUUUUGAAGACUAAAAUUUUCUAAUUUUUGUAACUUAAUUUAUGUCAUAUAUUUUAAUCUGAUUUUAAAUUUUGCAUUCUGACAGUUAACUAUAAUAAAUUAAUAACAAUACAUUAUUAAUUAUUUUAAUUAUUUUGUCAUAAUAUGUUCAUUGAUUUAUCAGAACUUAUAUAGUUAUAUAUUAUAAUAUUUUAUUAUAAACACUAAACAGGGCAUUAAAGUACGAACAUUAAAAGAAGCAAAAGUUGAAAAAAGUAAAUUACAACCAGAAAUUGAUUUAUUGCUACAAUUAAAAUCAAAACUUUCAAUAGCCAAAGGUUUACCAGCUGAUGACGAAAAAAAGAAGAAACAAAAACAAAGCAAAACAUAAUUCUAAUAUACUGUUAUUUUAGAGUUUUGUUCCUUUUUGUUCUUAUUAUUUAAUUAUAAUAAUUUAUAAUAAACAAAUAAACAAUUACUUUAGCUCUGUUACUUAAAA